CCUUCUUCCCCGGUGAUGCCAUAUAUAAGGCCCAUCCCUCGAUGCCCGCAUUCCAUGCUCACCCAACCAAGAAGUUGGAACUCCUCUAGCCUUUUCUGAGUGCAGUGCAUCCGAAGUCCUUCAACCGGUCAUGGCGGCUUCUGUCAGCAACCGGCAGUUCGGCCGCUUCGAGCCGGGCAGCGGCCUCGUCGCCCCGGCUCCUGCCGUCGGAAAGACGUCGGGAAAUUACCAACUUUCGGACUCGUCGGUGCGCGGUUGCGGCUUCCCAUCUCUUGCCCCCGCGAAAGAGAAGGACCAACGUUACGGCGACGAUGACGACUGUGAUGAGGAGGAGGAGGUGGUCGACUGGAAAGCGGAGUACGGCGGCAGUCACCUCGAGGUGGAGCCGUCGAUUCACGACCCGAGGGACGAGAGCACCGCCGACAGCUGGAUCGAGCGCAACCCAUCCCUCAUCCGGCUCACCGGGAAACACCCGUUCAACUGCUAG
Musa acuminata AAA Group (dessert banana) is the source of this 487-nucleotide messenger RNA. RefSeq names its product nitrate reductase [NADH] 1-like. NCBI's taxonomy places the organism in Eukaryota, Viridiplantae, Streptophyta, Magnoliopsida, Zingiberales, Musaceae. The coding region runs from base 131 to 487 and encodes 118 amino acids. The record is from RefSeq and is a predicted model, not a curated record. The transcript has a single exon.